Messenger RNA from Emys orbicularis (European pond turtle), 3019 nucleotides. RefSeq names its product endoplasmic reticulum aminopeptidase 2-like. Gene Ontology annotation, cellular component: cytoplasm. Gene Ontology annotation, biological process: peptide catabolic process; proteolysis. Lineage: Eukaryota; Metazoa; Chordata; Testudines; Emydidae. The transcript has 19 exons. The record is from RefSeq and is a predicted model, not a curated record. Bases 206 to 3019 code for a protein of 937 amino acids. Gene Ontology annotation, molecular function: zinc ion binding; peptide binding; metalloaminopeptidase activity.
CUGAAAAGAAACUGAAAAUAAAAGGACAAUUCUGCCUUCUGUACGGUUAAAGAAAGAGACGAGACGGAUAAGCAGUCAAGAAAUUCUCUGCUAGACAGAAGAUAUGCAUUUUUGUUUUUUUGUUUUUGAUUGUUAGAAUAAAAUGUUGAAGUAGCUAAAAUACCAAAUCCUAUAAACAAUUACAACAUUUCAGUGGCCAGUGGCAAUGCUAUUGCUAUUACACAUUUUGAACUUUGUUGGAAUUAAUUAUGCCCUCAAUGGAGAAAGAAGCAUUGAAAACACAUCUUUUCCUAUAGCAACAAAUGGACAGCCAUUUCCGUGGAAUAAAUUAAGGCUCCCUGGUUGGAUCCUCCCAGUCCAUUAUGACCUUCUAAUUCACCCGAAUCUGACUUCAUUAAUAUUCAUGGGAUCUGUGAAGAUUGAAGUCACUGUGGUACAUGAAACUAGCACCAUAGUCUUACAUAGCAAACAUCUGGAAAUCACCAGUGUAGCUAUUGAGGAGGAAAAUGGAAAGACCCAAGCAGAUUUAAAACAAAUGAAAGUUUUGGAAUACCCGCCCCAUGAGCAAAUUGCCUUUCUAUAUGCUGAACCAUUGCUGGUGGAUAAGAAGUAUUUCCUCUCUAUAAACUAUAUUGCCAAUCUUUCAGACGGUUUCUAUGGCUUUUAUAAAAGUACUUACAAAACUAAGGAUGGUCAAACAAGAUUGUUGGCUUCUACUCAUUUUGAACCUACUUCAGCCCGCAUGGCAUUCCCAUGUUUUGACGAACCAUCCUUUAAGGCAAAUUAUACAAUAAAGAUUCGGAGGGAUGGGCAACAUAGUGCACUAUCUAAUAUGCCAAAGGUAAAGACUCUAAAGCUAGACAACAACCUGUUUGAAGAUCACUUUGCAGAGAGUGUAAAAAUGAGUACCUACUUGGUAGCAUUUAUAGUUAGUGAUUUCCAGUCAGUCAGUCGUACAACUUCAUCUGGAAUUAAGGUGUCAGUAUAUGUCACUCCAGAGAAACUGAAUCAAGCUCAUUAUGCACUGGAAGCUGCCAUAAAGAUAUUGCAAUUCUAUGAGCAAUAUUUUGGUAUCUAUUACCCUCUCCCAAAACAAGAUCUUGUUGCUGUCCCUGACUUUCAGUCAGGAGCCAUGGAGAACUGGGGCCUGACCACAUACAGAGAGACUUCUCUGCUUUAUGAUCCUGAGACUUCUUCAGCUUCUGACAAACUUUGGGUUACCAUGGUGAUAGGACAUGAACUUGCUCAUCAGUGGUUCGGUAAUCUUGUUACCAUGGAAUGGUGGAAUGACAUCUGGCUGAAUGAAGGGUUUGCUCGAUACAUGGAAUUUAUAUCUGUUGAUGCCACAUACCCAGAGUUGCAAGUGAAUGAUUAUUUGUUAGGUACCUGCUUUGCAGCAAUGGGAAGAGACUCUAUGAACUCAUCCCGCCCCAUAUCUUCAAAAGCAGAAAACCCAACACAGAUCAAGGAAAUGUUUGAUACUGUGUCAUAUGACAAGGGGGCUUGCAUUCUGCACAUGCUGCGGAACUUUCUGACUGAAGAGGUGUUCCAGAAUGGAAUAAUUCAUUACUUAAAGAAACACAGUUAUAGUAAUGCAAAGAAUAAUGAUCUCUGGACCAGCUUGGCUAAUACAUGUUCAGAAGAGGACUUUACUUCUGGUAAAUUUUGUUACAGCAAAAGUCAGGUGGCUAAGAAUGCACAUAUCUAUUAUGUUGAUGAACAUUUUGAUAUCGCAGAGAUAAUGAACACAUGGACACUCCAGAAAGGAAUUCCAUUGAUUAUUGUCGAACAAAAUCAGAAGAGAAUUAAAAUAAGACAAGAACGCUUCUUGAAAGGCAUUUUCCCACAUGAUCCUCAAUGGGCCUCAAUGCAGAUUGGCUUCCUCUGGCAUGUUCCCUUGACAUACAUCACAAGCCACUCCAAAACUAUUGGAAGACAUUUACUGAAGAACCACUCAGAUACCAUAGAACUGGAAGAAGAUGUCAAUUGGGUAAAAUUCAAUGUGGACAUGAAUGGCUAUUACAUUGUGCACUACGAAGGGAAUGGAUGGGACACAAUCAUUAAACUGUUGAAUCAGAACCACACGCUGUUCAGCUACAAGGACCGAGCCAACCUGAUCCACAAUGCAUUUCAGCUAGUCAGUGCAGGAAGGCUAUCACUGGAUAGAGCUCUUGAUCUGACGCAAUAUCUCCAACAUGAAUCCAGUAACAUAGUACUUCUGCAAGGCCUGGGUUACCUGGCAGGGAUCUAUCGCAUGAUGGAGAGAAGAAAUAUUUCCGAUGUCACAGAAAGCCUCAAGCGGUACAUUCUGCAGCAUUUUAAGCUGGUGAUUGACAGGCAGACCUGGAGUGAUGAGGGCUCCAUCUCUGAUAGAAUGCUACGUUCUGCUGUCCUCGAGCUUGCGUGUGACCUGCAAUAUCCUCCCUGUGUCCAGAAGGCAAAUGAGCUUUUCAGCAAGUGGAUGGAAUCGGGUGGAAAUUUAAUUAACGUUCCUUCUGAUGUCCUGGAGACUGUGUAUUCUGUUGGAUCUAAAACAGCUGAUGGCUGGAAUUUUCUUUUGGAGAGAUAUAAAGUGUCCAUGUCUGGUGCUGAACAGGGAAAGAUCUGUUCAGCUUUGGCAAGCUGCAAACAUGGUGCAAAACUAACAAGGUUGCUGGAGCUUGCAAUGGAGGGACAUAUUAUCAAGACUCAAGAUCUGUCAUCAGUUAUCUAUAGUGUCAGCACAAAUCCAGCUGGACAACAUCUUGCAUGGAAGUUUGUAAAGAAAAAUUGGAGCAAACUGCUAGAAAAAUUUCCUCUGGGGUCCUUCUCAAUCAGAACGAUUAUAAUUGGAGCAACAGCACAGUUUUCUUCAAAACAAGAGCUGGAAGAGGUGAAGUUGUUUUUUGAAUCUGUAAAGGAGGAAGUGUCACAGCUGAGAGCACCCCAGAUUGCCGUGGAGAAUAUUGAGAAGAAUAUAAAAUGGCUGGAGAGAAAUUUAGUUACAUUAACAAAAUGGAUAUUAGAGAAUCUUAAGUAA